Molecule: messenger RNA, 539 nt
Organism: Exaiptasia diaphana
Lineage: Eukaryota; Metazoa; Cnidaria; Anthozoa; Actiniaria; Aiptasiidae
Exons: 7
Coding region: 27-500 (157 amino acids)
Source: RefSeq, a predicted model, not a curated record
ACGUAUUUGCUUGGGUUGCUCCUGUGAUGGUGACCUUCAUUUUAUUUGUCAUUAACAGUGGAAAAAAUGGUGGAGCGUCUCUAAACUAUGAUAUAUGUGGCACGUGUCUACCCGUAUUUCACUACACCCAUGGAAAUUGUAGUGGAAGUAUACAUGAUUCUGAGAAAGAGACAAACUGGAAUUUUAUAUUUCAAGUUGUAUUUGUUUGUGUUUUAUUUUCUUCAAUGGCAACAGUUGUGGUUGUCUAUAUAUUAGUUCUCAGUACGUUCAGGAAAAUUCAAAAAACUGGAGGUAUAAUAACGAGACUGCAGUAUGAUCAAGAAUACACGGUGAAAAAAUGGACGUGUCUCUACCAGGUGGUGUUCAUUAUAUGCUGGUUACCAAGUSUUGUUCUUUGGUUAUGUUCGUUCUUAUCUGACUUCAAUCUGCUGAAUUUCUAUUACCUUUACAUUGCWCAGGUAAGUCCACAGGAAUCCCAAGCAAGACAUUUGAACUUAUAGUGGUCAAACUACGGGAUUUUUCUUUUUUUAAUAAAAUAC